CUGUUGCAGUUGUCUCUUUCGCACGGCCAACCGUGAACGUGUCAACUCAACGCUUUUGUUUUCCCCCGAUUUUUCCUUAAUUUUGGCCAUAAUACGGACGAGAUGGUGGACGACAGCACCCGGAAAACGCUGAGCAACAUUCCGCUGCUGCAGAUUCGUGCUGGACCCAGGGAAAAAGAUGUGUGGGUGCAGCGGCUGAAGGAGGAGUACCAGGCCCUGAUCAAGUACGUGGAGAACAACAAGCAGUCUGGAAGCGAUUGGUUCCGAUUGGAGUCCAACAAGGAGGGCACCAAGUGGUUCGGCAAGUGCUGGUACAUGCACAAUCUGCUCAAGUACGAAUUCGACGUGGAGUUCGACAUUCCAGUGACAUAUCCCACCACAGCUCCAGAGAUUGCCCUUCCGGAGCUGGAUGGCAAGACGGCCAAGAUGUACCGGGGUGGUAAGAUCUGCCUGACGGAUCACUUCAAGCCCCUGUGGGCCCGGAAUGUGCCCAAGUUCGGAAUCGCCCACGCCAUGGCACUGGGUCUUGCUCCUUGGCUGGCCGUUGAGAUUCCGGACCUCAUCGAAAAGGGCAUCAUCACCUACAAGGAGAAGUAGCUAAACUAAACUAUUAUACACUAAUUACUGGCCACAAAACAAUGAACAAAGUUUGAUAUGAAA
Messenger RNA from Drosophila elegans, 660 nucleotides. It is a transcript of the gene Ufc1, whose product is annotated as ubiquitin-fold modifier-conjugating enzyme 1. The transcript is spliced from 3 exons. Gene Ontology annotation, molecular function: UFM1 conjugating enzyme activity. The record is from RefSeq and is a predicted model, not a curated record. Bases 103 to 597 code for a protein of 164 amino acids. NCBI's taxonomy places the organism in Eukaryota, Metazoa, Arthropoda, Insecta, Diptera, Drosophilidae. Gene Ontology annotation, biological process: protein K69-linked ufmylation. Gene Ontology annotation, cellular component: cytoplasm.